Molecule: messenger RNA, 2067 nt
Organism: Doryrhamphus excisus (bluestripe pipefish)
Lineage: Eukaryota; Metazoa; Chordata; Actinopteri; Syngnathiformes; Syngnathidae
Gene: styk1b
Product: serine/threonine/tyrosine kinase 1b
Biological process (GO): positive regulation of kinase activity; protein phosphorylation; cell surface receptor protein tyrosine kinase signaling pathway
Cellular component (GO): plasma membrane; signaling receptor complex
Molecular function (GO): ATP binding; transmembrane receptor protein tyrosine kinase activity
Source: RefSeq, a predicted model, not a curated record
AAAGGCUACGAGGACUGAAAUGAUGAGUAGCAGGACCAGUUUUUGACAAAGCAAAAGAAGGCCGGGCGAAGACGAGGAAAUGACAAAAGGCAGUAGAGCUAACACAAAGAAGAGGCGGGGCAAGACUGUUGGGUUACUUGAACGUGUUCAUUUGGGAGGGAGGCGGUGAAGGAAGGAGGAAGGAGUGAUUAGAGAAUAAGGUGCUGGAAAGUAGGGUGGAGUUAAAAAAAAAACACAGACACUGGAGUCCAGACAAACAGGUGCACUGACAGUCACACGGAGGAAAAACAAGACCAUGGAGACCUGAACCAGGACUUAACACUCAGCUAUGUGACUGACUACACUACCAAGAUUAGAACACCGCUGCAAACGAAAGGAUGUCUUCCAUAGGAAACGGAGACUUCCGCUGCACCCAAGGGGACACGCUAUGUGAGAUCCGCGUGUAUGAAAAAGAAGUCAUCAUCGUGCCCAUCCUGCUGCUGGCCAGCUUCGUGGUCACGCUGGUCUUCAUCCUCCUGCUGCGCUUCUGCCCAGAGAAGGUGGACCGCAUUCGUAUUAGCACCUUAAAGUCAUCCUCCAGGAGAGUGCUUCAUGGCAUUGACGCUCCUCCCGGCAUCAACGUGCUGGAGCACGAAAGCAUCGCCAUGGAUAUGCCCAGCACCUACUCCACCUUCCAGCCCCCCAGCACCUACCCAUCUAAACAGCUCUCUCUGUCCGUGGACUCGCCGCCUUUGUUGUCCAACACCCAACCUCAGCAGCCUUACAAGGCUCCCUUCACCCCGAUCGUCCAACCCAGAGAACUGCCACGCCAGAGGCUGCCAGAGUCCUUCAAUCUGGUCAGCCCGCUACGUGGCUCCUUCUCCUUGCGCUCUGACUCUACCGUGUCCCUGUACAGGGCACGCAUGGAGAACCGGAACGUGGUCCUGCGGGUGCUAAAUGACUCUGCAGACGCCACAGAGAGACAUACCUUCCUGGGCUUUGCCUCCUUUCUGGCCCAGCUGGGACCCCAUCCUUUCUUGCCAGAGCUUCUGGGUGUCGUCUCACUGCGAGCCCCUCUCGUGACUGUAGUGGAGGAGCUGGAGAACACAGAUCUGCUCAGCUUCCUGUGGAGGUGCAGACAGGUGGAGGAAAACCUGAAUCCUCCAUGUGAAAUGACUGAAAGGAGGAUAUUUACCAUGGCUCAGCACGUGGCCUCAGCACUGAUGUUCCUCCACAGCAAAGACAUCCUGCAUGGAAACAUCCGUGCUCGGAGCGUCCUGGUGAGCAAACACCACACGGCCAAGCUUUGGGGCCUCCACGGCGUCUACAACCGCAAGAACCAGGCAGCCACCCAGAAGGACAAUACCAGCAUGAAGAAGUGGCAGGCGCCCGAGAUAUUAGCCAGGAGAACCGCUGGUCCCAGCAGUGAUGUUUGGUCUUUUGGCAUCUUACUCUACGAAAUGGCAACAUUGGGAGAAGCUCCAUUCGCAGAGCUCCCUGUCAAUGAGCUCCUGCAGUUUCACCAGCGAGGGAAGAGUUUGAAAAAGCCUUCCAGCUGCUCCAACUCAUUACACUCCAUAAUGAAGGGCUGCUGCCAGUGGAAAGAUGCCGAUCGACCCACGCUGGCUGAGUUGAGCCGCAAACUGGUGUCGGGGGAGAAGAGCGCCUCGGAUAAAGUCCUCAAGGUGUCGGGGCCGGUCAACAUCGAGCAGUAUCUGCAGGAGGCGGGAUACGGGGAAGCAAACAGCUACACCGUCUUCUGACCAAAACAAAUAGUCUAUACACUUUCUUGUGCACUUUUGUCUUUUGGAGACUGUUACAUGUUGUUAGUACAUGAAGGAAAAACAUACAAAGGUAUCAAUACUCAAGACUUUUAUUAUUAAGCUUGCUCUUUUCUCUAUGAAAACAUGUUUAGUGGAGGAAACUGAUGUGAACUUGAAAGCUGUUCAGCUUGUUAGUGGAUGCCGUGGGAUGAUGGUUUACCUGCCUUGUUUACCAACCUCCUCCUAGCCAAGUAGCAGAACAUAUGAUGUUAUCUAUGCUUCCAUGUUGAAGGAGACAAUGUGAAUAAAUAAUCAUCAGUCUGAA